This is a messenger RNA of Oncorhynchus mykiss (rainbow trout), 4027 nucleotides long. RefSeq names its product reticulon-1-A. Gene Ontology annotation, biological process: neuron differentiation; brain development; endoplasmic reticulum tubular network formation. The record is from RefSeq and is a predicted model, not a curated record. Gene Ontology annotation, cellular component: neuron projection; endoplasmic reticulum membrane; postsynaptic density. Lineage: Eukaryota; Metazoa; Chordata; Actinopteri; Salmoniformes; Salmonidae.
GGUAGUUAUUGGUCACUCAACUCUUGCUUAUCUAUUUCAACAUUCUGGUGAAGGGGCUAGCUGUAAAUAGGCGACUCACACGAGCUAUUCGGUUGUUCCGUGGCAGUGGUCGAAUCGUUCUUCUGUAACAGUAGUUUAUUCGGACCCAAACGGCUUGAGGGAAUUCAACGAGCGUAUUUUGUUUGUUGGCGGUUUUUUUUUGAGUGUUCGUAGUUAUUCAUUGAACGUGCCCUGCAAAGUACAAACUUUAUCCGCAGACAACCGGUAGUUAACGUUAGAUGGACGACGGUGAGCAAGUCGUAUCAUCCACAACCGAAGACGAAAUGAGUAGAUACAGUCAAUACGGUAAUCAUUAUGGCAACAACGAGGCCACAGCUACAUUUGGCGAUGAUGAUGAUAUUGUAGACUUAGUUGGCGGAGCACAUGAUGCUAUUGAGAGACACAAGGCUUCGUACCCCGAGGAUAUAAUCAAAUUUACGAAGGACGAGGAAGCGCUACUGACCACCACCACAGAGCGUGCCACGGGACAACAGACACACGACGAGGUGAUUCCAGAUUCCACCCCAUCAGAGGAAGAGUUGGCAGAAAUAAUUCCAGCACCAGUGAUUCGCAAUUGUUUGGAUGCAGACGCUUUGCCAGAACUCAUCAGACCAUAUCCCCCGGCAAAAGCAGCUCCAGAAGAAGCACGUCCACUACUAGAAGCAGCUCCAGAGAAGGAAGCGAUUGCUGCUCCUCCAGCACCAUCCCAUGACAAUUUUCUUCCUGCUGCGCUUCAACCUCUGAUGCAAUUCCCAAAAGAACUUGGGCAGAAGGGUGAUUCCCCUGCUCCCAUCUCCCCUCUCUCUCGCCUUCACUCUCCUGACUCUCUGGAAGACCUCUCUUUGUCAGAGAGUCCAAAUCCAACAUCUGCUCCAUUGGGCUUCUCUUCUUGGCCUUCUACUGAGCCCCCCAAAAUACUGACCAAGGAUAUGCCUUGGAAUGAAGAGGGUAACACCAGAUUAGGAUUUAGUAAGAGUGAUGAGGAUAUUGUGACAGGGUUAGAAACUGCUACCUACAUUCAAAGUAAACAUAAAAAAAAUUGCCCCGAGAGCGAUGUAGGGUCCAAGUCUCUGUGUGGAGACAGUGGCGUGGUCUCUCCUGAAGAGCAGCUUUGUAGCCCAGUCAGGUCUACUACUCCUUCCCAGUCCCCCAAUAAUCCCCUGAUGACUCCUGACUCUGACAUUGCACCUGCCUCCUCUAACCCAACAGAGCACUGGGAUUCUCCACUCUUAGCUUCUCAAGACAACCCCAGGGCCUCCAUGGAUACGUUUCCCAAAGACUCAGCAUCCAGAGGCUCCUCUGGGUAUGAGCCAGAUAUGCUUGGCCAAUCAGAUGAUGACUUAAUGUUUGAGGUGAAGAAGAAUCCUUUCCAGGGCUUCUCCCCUGUAGCAGAUGCUGGGUUCUCCCAUCUUGGGGAUAUGACCUCUGACAGCCAGGCAGCUAAAAUGUCUGAGAGUCCCACCCCAGACCUGGUCCAGUAUGGCCGGGCUGAAGACUCACAAGAUGGCAGCCCUCCAUCAUAUUACGAUGAAACAAAAACAUAUGAGUCUGUCAAGAUGGCUGCGGACUCUCUCAUGGAGCCACUCAAUCAGUUCUCAACCACCCCAAAAGAGAGCGAGGACUCUACACUUACAUCUCUUCCAGAUAUCUUAAAGCCCUUCCCUCUGAACCCUGACAAAGUGGACUCAGGCUCUUCUGAAGGAAGCACUGAGCCGAGCCCUGCUCCUAUCCGGAAGAUAGUUGAGUCACCCACUGUCCCUGUCCCUCUGUCAGCCACAAAUCCCUUUGCUUUCGAUUCCAAAGCUUUACUGCUGAAGGAGCUGACUGAGGAGACUGAAGCAAGACUAGCUGUGAAGACUGAAGAUGAAGGCUUUAGUGCCUUUGACCUCGUAAAGGAGGCGGAGCCUACACCCCAUAGCAAAGCACCUGUCCAGAUAGAACAAAAAGAUUGGAUGUUGUCCAGUCAAGAUUCACCUCAAAUUGUGAACAAAUUAGAGCCUCUUAAUUUCCAGACAAAGACCCCUGAAGAUUCUGAUUCUGAGAGUCCGUCAGCAGACUCCCUGUCCCCUGUUCUGGAGGCAAUGGCCAAGAAUCCUGCAAGUUUCCAGGUGGAGUCUGAGAAGAAUGACAUGAAAGUGGAAGAGGCAGAGGCAGCAGAGGAUAUGUCUGAGCCGGAAGUGUCCUCUGAAGAGUUUGAGUUCAUCGAGAGGCCCCUCAGGGGUGUAAUCGAUGAGUUUCUAGAAGCAUUAGAUAGCUCCAAGUUUGCUAAGGCAACAGAGUUUAGCAUGGAUGAAGAUGACAUGCGCUUUGGGCUGAUGGAUGUGGAGUCUGCAAAUAUAGUCCCAGAAGUUCAGGAAGAAUCUCCUAGUCAGCGCUCUUACCUCCUAGUCACCCAGAAGGUCAAGUCAGACCUGGAGAAGGAUGAUACCAAAGGUCCCGCCUCAAAGGCCCCUCUCAUCCACUCGCCUGUUCGCAAACCGGAGUUGCUCUCUAAGGACACAGAGGGCCCCGGAAUGGAUCAGAUGCCCAACCUGAGUGCUGAAGCAGUGGUAGAGCUCCUGUACUGGCGUGAUGUCAAGACUUCUGGCGUGGUGUUUGGCGCUGGCCUCUCUCUGCUGCUCUCCCUGACACUUUGCAGCAUCGUCAGCGUCUCAUCCUACAUCACUCUGGUGCUCCUCUCCGUCACCAUUUGCUUCAGGAUAUACAAGGGGAUCCUGCAGGCCAUCCAGAAGUCUGAUGAAGGGCACCCAUUCAAGCUGUACCUGGAUCAGGAUGUGGGUCUGUCAGAGGAAACCGUCCAUAAGUACAGCGACUGUGCUCUGGCACGGUUCAACACAACAGUCAUAGAGCUGCGUCGCCUCUUUCUUGUUGAAGACCUGGUGGAUUCCCUCAAGUUUGCUGUGCUGAUGUGGAUUCUCACCUAUGUUGGUGCCUUGUUCAACGGACUCACACUCCUUAUUCUAGGUCUGGUUGGAAUGUUCAGCUUCCCCAUCAUCUAUGAGAAGUACAAGGUACAGAUUGACCAUUAUGUGGGGAUGGCCAACAAGCAGGUCAAAGACAUUAUUGCAACGGUCCAGGCCAAAGUCCCUGGACUGAAGCGUGUGAAGGCUGACUGAAGAAAGAAAUGCCGGUCAGUCCCUGAAGUCCUUUGAGAGGGUGGGUGGCACUGGGUGAGGGUGGUGUGUAAGGUGGUAUGCAGCACUGUUAUUUUCACAAUCUCUUCAUUUCAGAAUUCCUUGUGUUCCCUGAAACACCCUGGAUUAUCAGUAUUCUAUAGCUCAAGUAUUGCCACCUUUUGAUUAACUAAUUUGACCAUACCAUGCUAUCUGGCUCAAAAAGCUAGUUGGAAUAUGUAAAAUAUAUAUAUUUUAAUCUUGCACUUGGACAUGACCAGUGAUGGAUGUUGAAAGGAAAUUGUGUUCCAUGGGCUGGUUCAUUUGUUCUUUGACGCAGUGUUCAGACAAUUGGAAUUGCUUUGUCUCUUCUUUUUUUUUUUGUAAGAGGGAGAACUUUGGAAACCUGAGUUUUUUUGGUAUGAUUAAGUUGGUGGUGGUUGUGAUUUUACUGUUUUAUUGAUUGACUGUAGUUUCAAAGCUUCUAGCUCUCUUCAGUGACUCUUGAGUGUGCUUGACAUGUGUGUCAUUGUGCUUGGCGAUGGUCUAAUACCAGCAGGGCGCUAUUCCAUAGCACUUCAUGCUUCUGAGUAUUUCUAGUUAGAAACAUUUAGAACUUUAAAAAAGUUAAAGCAUUUAAUGAUCAUUUCACCUCAUGCAGCUGCCUAGUUAAACUCUAACACGUUUACCUACAACUUAAGACGAAAAAAAUGAAACACUGUCUGUGGACCCUAUCUAAAGCUGCAAAAUUAUGUUACUUGGUAACUUCAAGCAUUGUUUAUGCAAGUAAUUGUGAAUGUUACUUCAUACAAUUGUAAUGAACUCUUCUGUUUGUGGAAUGCAUUGUGAAAUAUAAACAAUUACAAUAAAGCUUC